Messenger RNA from Penicillium chermesinum, 360 nucleotides. RefSeq lists its product as uncharacterized. The record is from RefSeq and is a predicted model, not a curated record. Bases 1 to 360 code for a protein of 119 amino acids. Lineage: Eukaryota; Fungi; Ascomycota; Eurotiomycetes; Eurotiales; Aspergillaceae. Gene Ontology annotation, biological process: proton transmembrane transport. Gene Ontology annotation, cellular component: vacuolar proton-transporting V-type ATPase complex. Gene Ontology annotation, molecular function: proton-transporting ATPase activity, rotational mechanism. The transcript is spliced from 6 exons.
AUGUCUGCUCAGAACUCAGCGGGUAUUCAGACCCUCCUCGAUGCCGAGAGAGAGGCUCAAAAGAUUGUGCAGCAAGCCCGAGAAUACCGCACCAAGCGCAUAAGGGACGCCAAGUCAGAGGCGCAGAAGGAAAUUGAGGAAUACCGUAACUCCAAGGAGGAGGAGUUCAAGAAAUUCGAGGCUGAGCACUCGAGUGGAUUCAAAGUCGCCGAGGAGGCCGCAAACAAGGAGGCCGAGGAGAAGCUGAAGGAGAUCCAGGCCGCCGGCAAGAAGCACGGCGAUAAGGUCGUGGACGACCUCAUCAAGGCCACCACCGAUGUGAAGCCUGAGGUUCCUGAGAAGAUCGCGGUCAAGGCAUAG